AAAAUUUACUGGUAUGCCGGAUCAAUGGGCCAGAUUACUGCAAACAUCCAAUAUUAGUGUGACAGAGCAAAAAAAGAACCCGCAAGCUGUCUUAGAUGUUUUGAAAUUUUAUGAUUCUUCCAAUACAAAGGAUCAGGAUCAGAAGUUUAUGACUGUAUCAAAAGCAACUCUUGUUCCCUCCAGUAAACCAAGUUUAGCUGAUACAUUUAACACACAAGCUGUCAUCACACCUAAGUUCAAGCCUCCUGAUAUUCCUGUAGUACCUGACAAUGAGGAAGAGGACAGCGAGAAUGCCAAACCACCAGUUAUUGCACCACGGCCGGAUUAUACUAAAUCAAAGUUGUAUACCCGGUCGAUGAUAGACACACAACCUCAACCGGAGCCUUCUGGUCAAGACGCUGCAUCUGCUAACGGCACAGCCCAGGCAGCUGGGGAUAAAACCAAAACAGAAAAACCCAAGAAAAAGAAAAUGACUGAUGAAGAAAUUCUUGAAAAAUUACGUACUAUUGUUAGUGUUGGUGAUCCAAAUAGAAAAUAUAAUCGAUUUGAAAAGAUUGGACAGGGUGCCUCAGGAACUGUAUAUACUGCAAUUGACAUAGCCACAGGGCAGGAGGUAGCAAUUAAACAGAUGAAUCUUCAACAACAACCAAAGAAAGAAUUGAUUAUUAAUGAAAUCCUAGUAAUGAGAGAGAAUAAAAACCCUAAUAUAGUCAACUAUCUGGAUAGCUACCUUGUGAAAGAUGAACUUUGGGUUGUUAUGGAGUUCUUAGCUGGAGGCUCAUUAACUGAUGUUGUCACGGAAACCUGUAUGGAUGAAGGUCAGAUUGCUGCAGUUAGCAGAGAGUGUCUUCAAGCAUUGGAAUUUUUACAUCGUAAUCAUGUGAUUCACCGAGAUAUAAAGAGUGAUAAUAUUUUACUGGGAAUGGACGGAAGUGUUAAAUUGACUGAUUUUGGCUUCUGUGCCCAGAUCACACCAGAACAGAACAAACGUACUACAAUGGUUGGUACGCCUUAUUGGAUGGCUCCUGAAGUGGUCACCAGGAAACAAUAUGGACCAAAAGUCGAUAUCUGGAGUUUAGGUAUCAUGGCUAUUGAAAUGAUAGAAGGAGAACCACCAUAUCUUAACGAAAAUCCUCUUAGGGCGUUGUACCUUAUAGCUACUAAUGGCACACCAGAACUUCAGAAUCCUGAGAAGUUGUCACCAAUCUUUAAAGAUUUCCUUGCUAAAUGCCUUGAAAUGGAUGUGGAAAAAAGAGCAGCUGGAUGUGACUUACUGCAGCAUCCAUUUUUGAAGUUAGCCAAACCAUUAGCCAGUCUGCAGCCUCUUAUACUGGCAGCAAAAGAAGCACAAAGACAUUAACCUACCACAUACCUACAAAGUUACUCCCAUCAUGCUCAUCAUACUGCUACAAGUUACCUUGUACUUGAAACCCCUUGUAUCGUAUUACACAAGGCUAUCUACACAGAUUAAAUGGUGCUGAAGACACAGGAUAACAAUUUGCAACUAUUAGUGAGCUUUUUUUAUAAACAAAUAAAUGUAUGUAUGAAUUAGUCGUACAUUCUUAAAGUUUUAUGGAAAGAUGUAAAUUGCCUAUGCAAUAACAUUUUGUAUUUGUUUGUAUCUGAGAAUUGCAAUCUCCCUGUUUGGUAACAGCACAUAUA
Saccoglossus kowalevskii is the source of this 1662-nucleotide messenger RNA. Its product is annotated as serine/threonine-protein kinase PAK 1-like. The record is from RefSeq and is a predicted model, not a curated record. NCBI's taxonomy places the organism in Eukaryota, Metazoa, Hemichordata, Enteropneusta, Harrimaniidae. Gene Ontology annotation, molecular function: ATP binding; protein serine/threonine kinase activity. Gene Ontology annotation, biological process: protein phosphorylation.